AUGACCACAGAAUAUGCCCCGGCGAGUCACCCGCUUACAAUACUCGACUGGAAGCUCGCCCAGAAAACCGGCGAUCCCCUUUCCCGGCUGCUGAGUGUCCACGAGUCUCUAGACCCAGCAGAUCCAGCAUGGAUAUCGCUGUCUUCGGCCGACCAUAUCCGCCAGCAAUGGCAUCGAGUCCUGCAGUUACAAGCUAAAGGUCACGCCCUCCCUCUAUUUGGAGUUCCAUUUGCGGUCAAGGACAACAUCGAUGCUACCGGGCUGGCCACUACCGCCGCGUGUCCAGAUUUCUCGUAUAGCCCCGCGGAGGAUGCCUCUGUCGUCCGGAUAAUCAAGGCAGCGGGAGCCGUCCUUAUGGGAAAAACCAAUCUCGAUGCCUUCGCCACAGGGCUGGUUGGGGUUCGAUCUCCCUAUGGUGCCGUUCCAAACACCUUCAACGACAAAUACGUUUCUGGCGGCUCAAGCUCUGGCUCAGCAUCAGUGGUCGCACGCGGACUCGUGCCAUUCUCUCUUGGUACCGAUACUGCCGGGUCAGGGAGGGUGCCUGCGGGUUUCAACAAUAUCGUGGGCUUGAAACCUACCCGUGGUGCACUUAGUACGACAGGUGUUGUGCCUGCUUGCCGAACCCUUGACUGUGUAUCCAUUUUUGCAUUGGUGGUGGAAGAUGCGAAGUUGGUCUUUGAUAUAGCAGCCAAGUAUGAUCCAGACGAUAGCUUUUCGAGGCCGGUUAUCAGAAACCCACCAAUGUCAAUUCCCAGCCGUCCAAGGAUUGCAAUCUGUGACAGCCCGCCUUGGUUCGGUGGAGAUAGACAACACCACGAUUCCUAUCACCAGGCUCUCGAGGGAGCAACUGCCCUGGGCUGGGAUAUCCAACCCAAUGACUUUUCCCUUCUCUUCAAACUGUCGAGCUUUCUCUACGAAGGUCCAUGGGUUGCGGAGCGCCUUGCUGCCAUCAAAACCUUCAUCCAAAGGCCCGAUGCCGGAAUCGACCCGACCGUCCGUGGUAUAAUCAAAGAUGCCUCCAAAUUCAGCGCGGUUGACUUUUUUACUGCUGAAUAUUCCCGGAGAGAUCUAGCCCUUGCAGUGGAGAACCAGUUCCAACAUUAUGACGCCAUCUUAGUGCCGACAACACCGACAUUUCCCACGAUUGAACAGGUUCACCAGGAGCCGCUUCUAGAAAAUUCAAGGUUGGGAACCUUCACCAAUUUUGUAAACCUCCUUGACUGGUCCGCAAUCUCCGUUCCAGCGGGUUUGAGGUCAGACGGCCUGCCAUUUGGACUUACGAUUAUCUCGACUCGAUGGCAAGAGGAAAAGCUGUGCCAACUCGGCGCUCAGUUUUCUGCUUCAAUGCCACGAAAACUCGGGGCCACAAACUGCAAAUCCCAAGAUUUGCCCAUGUCCAGCCUCGUGGAAACUGAAACCUCACCUAGCACCUCGCAACUAGUAAUUGUUGGUGCUCACUUGUCUGGAUUUCCUCUGAACUACCAGCUAAAGGAUUCCGGUGCAACGUUCAAUCGCACAGCCAAAACUUCCCCCUUGUAUCGUCUUUAUGAACUUUCCAGCCCUGCGCAUGCUAUCAGGAAACCGGGCCUGAAGAGAAUCGCCGGCGGGUCGACGAUGCUCGGCUCUUCUAUCGACGUGGAGAUUUGGGACAUACCCAGCGAAACCCUUGGGAAAUUCAUGGCCUUUAUUCCACCACCUCUGGCCAUAGGAUCUGUGGAGAUGUCCGAUGGUAGUUGGGUAAAAGGGUUUGUUUGCGAACCAUGGGGACUAGAUGAUGCAAUGGAUAUCACAGCAUCAGGUGGUUGGAGAGCGCACAUGGCUACUGAGGCUGGUAAGAAGAAUAAGAUAUCCCCGCAAAAGACAAACGGACAUCAGUUACACGAGAUCCUUGUUGAAGCAUAG
This is a messenger RNA of Venustampulla echinocandica, 1905 nucleotides long. RefSeq lists its product as uncharacterized. Gene Ontology annotation, molecular function: catalytic activity. NCBI's taxonomy places the organism in Eukaryota, Fungi, Ascomycota, Leotiomycetes, Helotiales, Pleuroascaceae. The record is from RefSeq and is a predicted model, not a curated record. The transcript has a single exon. The coding region runs from base 1 to 1905 and encodes 634 amino acids.